Pristis pectinata (smalltooth sawfish) is the source of this 3353-nucleotide messenger RNA. RefSeq names its product transmembrane protein 18 (gene tmem18). The coding region runs from base 317 to 844 and encodes 175 amino acids. Gene Ontology annotation, cellular component: nuclear membrane. The record is from RefSeq and is a predicted model, not a curated record. The transcript is spliced from 5 exons. Lineage: Eukaryota; Metazoa; Chordata; Chondrichthyes; Rhinopristiformes; Pristidae.
CUGAUAUACUAAGGAGGUUAUUAAUUAGAGCUGUGCCCUCAGAAACUGUAAAAAUAUUUUCAAAUUGGUCAGCUUUCCUCUUAAACUCACGUCAAACAGUUUUCAUGAAGUAACUGACCUGAAACGUAAAGUCUGUUUCUUUCUCCACGGAUGCUACCCUGCCUGACAAGUAUUUACAACACUUUUUAUUUCAUGUCAACUUAAAUCUUCGGCCAAUUCCGUCUGGAAAUAAUAAAAUCAGCUGCGCUAUGGUUACAUUCAACUCAAAUGGUGGCUUCAUGGUUAAACUCUGCCCAUGGGGUGAGCGACAGCGCAAAUGGACCAAUGGCGUCCCGAAUCAGGCCCGACACUGAUGUCGUCAUGCGAAAACACCGGAAAAGGCGGGAUUUCCAAUGCCGCCAUGGAGCAAGAGGAUAAAGCGACGGCGGUGCCGAUGGAUGAAAUCAGCAAGCUGCGUAUUACCAACGUGUGGACCUUCCUGUUGUCGAUUCAGUGGUCAGAGCCAUGGCUGAUUGGGCUGCUGACUUUUCAUGUUCUCUGCUUUUUCCUAACUCUGGUGACGAUCAGAUUCUACAGACUGCAGAUUGCCCAUUUCCUUUUUAUGAUUGUGUUAGUGUACUGCGCAGAAUAUAUCAAUGAAAUGGCAGCAAUGAACUGGAGAUUAUUUUCUAUGUAUCAAUACUUUGAUUCCAAUGGGAUGUUCAUUUCUCUCAUCUUUUCAACUCCACUUCUACUGAACACAAUGAUCAUUGUGAUCAUGUGGGUAUAUAGAACAUUGGCAGAAAUGAAGUCACUGAAGCAGAAGAAGAAAGCAAACAGGGAACACGGAAAGAAAACUACCUAAGACUGUUUAAGUAGCUUUGGAUUUCUUGAAGCCUGUCCAAUUCACCUUGGAGCUUUCCCAUUUUCUGUUGUACAAAAUCAGUAUGAAUAUAGGUUCAAGGUUAUUGUUAUGGGCAUACCCAGGGUAUAAAUGUCACGAAAUCUUUUUGCAGGAACACAGUACAUUAAAAAUUGUACAAAUUGGAGAGAUUUUACAACAUAAAAAAAAUAGAAACGGGGUGGACCAUUCAGCCCCUCAUGCUUGCCCCAUUAUUCUGUAAGGUCAUGACUGAUCUUACAGUCAAGGUGUAACAUUUGUUGAUUACACGUGUGCUGACUUUAACACUAAAUCUGGUAAUUGAAUGAAUGAUAUUAUGAACUUUUCACCAGUGGUGUAUGGGCAUAAGAUUGCUUCGUUAAAUAUUAAGUGGCAUUGCUGAUUCUCUUAGUUUUCCAAUUAAAGCUGAGCUUUUGUCUUAGAACUGAAAGAUUUGGGGUUUAGUUUACAUCUUGAGAUCGCCAGAGCAGUACCUUGUGUAGUUAAAGCUCUUGAUGCAUUGGAAACUUGGUAGCUUUUGCCCCAAUCUGUUGAGAAGAGUGCAAGGUCAUUUGUAUGAGCUUUGGCAUUACGCAGUUAAGUGAGAAUCCUGGGAAGUAGUACUUUAGAUUCUAUUUUUUUAAUUAUUAGUUAUCUGUACACUUUUUAACUGAAACUGGUAUUUUAUUAAAUCAGUGUUGUAACUUUUGAACUAUCUCGAGUCAAGAUAAUGUUCCUUAUUCCAUAAAAUGUCAUUGGUGGACUUGCAUGGGAAUUAAGGUUAUAAACAAAGGCAUGGACCUGACCUGUCUUAAUCAAAAAUUUAAGAGAACAUCGGUAGUAUUUUAACAGCCACUGCUUUUGGAUCAGGCUCAAGGCUAAGGCUAAGUCAAAGUCAUGGAGUUCCAUAAAAUUAAAUGAGCAAAAGAGGAAUUAAUCUUUUCAGCCUUGGGCAGAUUUUCUGAGAACAGAGGAUGAUCUGCCUUCACUGGGUAUAUGGAGCCAUCUUUUGGAAUAUUAAUAAAAUGGGAUUAAAAAGAGAUGAUGUAAGAGUUACAAGUUCAGCCUUGCCAGACAGGGUGAUUUGUGGUGGGCCUCCCUCUACCUGGUACAUUUGUACUUUUGUUCUAAAGGUUUCACUGAAUGAGAAAAAUUUAAAAGGGUAUCUGUGAGGGGAAAAUGUAGCAUGAUUCAGCCAUUAGCUUGGGACCAUUGAGCAGAAAAAGUCAGGGACAGAAAGUCUCGGCUGUUGGAAUGAUCAAGUGAGAGAUACCAAUCUAUGGUUCUAUCUGAAGGUACUCUGGUAUGGAGGUAUAGGUGUCUUGGGCAGUGUCUUUAAAACGUUACUUUAUUUAUACAGCACAGUAACAGGCUCUUCUGGCCCAAUGAGCCUGCGCCACCAAAUUACACCCAUGUUAACCUACUAACCUGUAUAUCUUUGGAAUGUGGGAGGAAACUGGAGCACAUGGAGGAAACCCAUGCAGUCAUGGGGAGAAUAUACAAACUCCUACAGACAGCAGCGGGAAUUGAACCCCGAUUGCUGGUGCUGUAAUAGCAUUACGCUAACCGAUACGCUACCGUGUUGCUCGGGGUGACUUGUGUAGAUUUUGAUUUCUACCCAGGGCACAACAGGGAAAGGAAAAAGAUGCUGGAAUUUAGAACGAAAACAAAAUGGUGGCAGAACUCAGUGGGUCAAGCAGCAUCUGUGAAGGCAAAAUAACUUUAAACCACAACAAAAUGUGCUAAGUCUUGUUUGCUUUGAAUAAAGUACUGUUGCUAAAGUAUGGUCAGAGCUGACUAACUUCUGAUUUGGUUGUGAGUGGGUUAAGUUGGCACAAAGAAAAUAGUUGAAGAAAAUUGGUUCUAAAUUUCCAUGUGGAUGAAAUCUGUAACUGGAUGCUCUUACUGGGAAACUCUAAGUAACAAACCCCUCAGAGAAUACAGGACCCAUCAAGGUUCUUUCAUUAAAAAGUCAAUAGUAGAUGCCAAAAAGAGCAUAUUUUUCUUAACUUUUCAGGAUCCAAGCUUGAAAACAAAGGUGACUACCCCGUCCAUUCUCCCUGUGUACUUGUCGUCUCAUUGCCUGGUUGCUUUCCAGGCCAUGGAAUUCACUCCCUAAGCCAAUACAUCACUGACUUUGCAGCAGAGUCUCUAUUCAGAUCAAGCAAAUCAAUGUAGAAAUAAAUUUAGUGGGGGAGCCAACCUGAACUGAUUAUAACCUAAAUUUUGGGCAUUGUAUUGAACUUCCAUUAUAUAGUUCAUAUGCUGGAGAGAGUACUGAUUACCUACUUAAGUAUCUCGUGUUUUGAAAAAAAAAUACCAAUAUGUAUCUAAAAUGGAUACUUGAUUUUUGCCUCACCAGUUGUGUAAAUGUAUAAUUCAUUUAAACUGUACACCAGAAGGAUGGAGAAUGAGAGUGCUUCAAUAUAAAAAUGUCUCCAAAAAUUAGGUUUAAAGUUAUUAACUAAUAAAUAAAGCCACUUUUAACCCUUAA